AUGCAGACAUUCAAGAGCUUAGUCAAUAUCGUUACGUUGUUGGCGUUCUCCAACGUCCCUUGUUCAGCAACUCCUCUCUAUGCCACUGUCCCGGAAAAUGCAGCUAUCGGAACAAACGUUACAGGAGUGCUGACCACUUCUCAGAUGAAUGAAGACGACGUUCAGUGUGAGAUUGUCGAGGGAGACAGGCACCGCCGGUUCAUGAUAACCGCCUGUAGGAUCACAGUUGCACGGCCGUUAGAUUAUGACGUUAGUCCGAUGUACAACCUCACGGUCAAUGUCAUUUGGUCGGCCGGAGAGGUAGAAGAGCGACGCGUGGAUAUACGCGUCCAGGAUGUGGAAGGAUACCCGCCUGUUUACAACGACACCUGCGAAACGCCGGUUCUGGCUAACGGGAAGUCGCCUGGCAGUCCGGUCUUCGAUGGGGAAGUUACAGAAGACGAACGGGUCUUUGUCGCAAGUUACGAGCUUCAGGCAGUCGCCUGUCCUCCCGGGAAGACGGGUGAAUUGUGCGAAGACGACUGCGACUGUCCAGAAGAAGCCAGUUGUGAACGUGUUGGUGGUGCUUUGUAUGUGGAAGAGGGCUACUCAGGUGAAAAAGAAGAGGGCUUAGAGGAGGCACAGGCUCUACUCGAACUGACUAGUAUCAUGGAAGAAAACUUAGCACAGAGUCUACAACCCGGCUGGCUCAACCGAUGGGAAAGGGAGGCCAAGGAUCUGACUCUAGGUCAGCUGAUCGGGCUCGGUACGUUUGCACAUAUCAGAAAGGGCCAUCUCCGCAUUGACAACGCUGAAGUGACUGUAGCUGUUAAGUCCGUGCGUGGGGAGGAUAAACAGUACUAUCAAGCGUUCUGUCGAGAAGUUGCCGCACUCAUAGCUGUUCACGAAAACCAAGAACACAAUAACGGAGUCUCCAACAUUGUCCGGCUGUUUGGGGUCAUCACGAAGUCCAGGCCAAAGUGUGUUCUCCUGGAAUAUGCCAGUGGUGAUCUUUUGCAACAUCUAAAACGAUUGAAGCAACAAACCGAACGUCGACGCUUGAAUCGCGUUCUUCUCCUCAGCAAUGUUCUGCGCUAUGCUGUCCACAUGUCACGUGCCCUGGAGGAGCUCCGACGCCUUCCUAUCGCUCACGGUGACGUGGCCGCUCGGAACGUUCUCAUCAAUGUAGAUGACGUUGCUAAACUUACCGACUUCGGCCUGGCCCGAGCUGAAGAGCUCCUGCCUCUGAAGUGGAUUGCUCUGGAGUCACUGAAAUGUCGUAAGUUCACGUGCGAGUCCGACACGUGGUCGUUCGGCGUGCUGCUGUGGGAGAUCGCGGCGUUUGGAGAGGAGCCCAACUAUCAGGAGAUGGUCCGGCUCACCUAUCCGAACUUAGUAGAGUUCCUGAGGGUAGGAAAGCGUCUGCCAAAGCCGCCGGGAUGUCCGGACAGGCUGUAUGACGUCAUGAGGUCGUGUUGGCGGGAAGAGCCGUCGGCCAGACCGACACCUGAGGAACUGGAACAGAAACUUACAGAAUGUCGUCAUGAGAUAGAUCUUCAGUUUGGGGAAAAGGAAACCACAGUUUGA
This is a messenger RNA of Branchiostoma belcheri (Belcher's lancelet), 1566 nucleotides long. Its product is annotated as tyrosine-protein kinase ABL1-like. The record is from RefSeq and is a predicted model, not a curated record. Gene Ontology annotation, biological process: protein phosphorylation; cell surface receptor protein tyrosine kinase signaling pathway; positive regulation of kinase activity. The transcript has 4 exons. Gene Ontology annotation, molecular function: ATP binding; transmembrane receptor protein tyrosine kinase activity; calcium ion binding. The coding region runs from base 1 to 1566 and encodes 521 amino acids. NCBI's taxonomy places the organism in Eukaryota, Metazoa, Chordata, Leptocardii, Amphioxiformes, Branchiostomatidae. Gene Ontology annotation, cellular component: signaling receptor complex; membrane.